Molecule: messenger RNA, 8480 nt
Organism: Prinia subflava (tawny-flanked prinia)
Lineage: Eukaryota; Metazoa; Chordata; Aves; Passeriformes; Cisticolidae
Gene: GDAP1
Product: ganglioside induced differentiation associated protein 1
Exons: 6
Coding region: 4621-5631 (336 amino acids)
Biological process (GO): mitochondrial fission; mitochondrial fusion
Cellular component (GO): mitochondrial outer membrane
Source: RefSeq, a predicted model, not a curated record
UACCAAAAGCCAGUGUGCCAGACAGUGCUGUGCAAACAAAAUGUCAUCACUCUUAGAUUAAAACCAGUACAAAAAUCAACACCUGGAUGCUAUGCACAGAGGUACAAAGCUUUCACUGUUGUGGCUUACUAGUCUAAGUUAAUGUGAGGGCAGAUGAAGCAUGUGUAGUGAUGAUACAGAAUUGUUCCUAAAACCUUGGUAAGGAUCCAAGUUUGUGAGCCAGCAGAUUACACAUGUGCACAGAGACAACAAACAUGGGCAAGUAUAAAAACAGUUUUAAAUAUUUUAAAUUUGGCUGAUAGAUUAGAUUUUAUAGUGAAGAUGCUGUUUACAUAAAAGCUUGAGGAGGGAGAGACUCAAUAAUGCUUUAAUGUUAAUACCUAGAUUUUAACCUUUACAGCUAAGAAACUGCACUUUUUUCACCUUAUCAAAAUAUAUUAAAUCUCUUUCUGUGUGGGCCUUAAAAGCCUAAUAUUUCAGCAAAAUUAAUUCCAGUCAUCAAAACUGUUGAGAUUUAUAUAUCAUUACAACAACUAAUAUUUUUGUUACAUCAAAAUUACUAAUAACUAUUUUGAAAUGGGAUUACUGUAAAACUAAAAACUUUAUAUAAAAAUUAAUUAUUAAGCAGUAUUGCUGAAGUAUUUCCAUAUGAAACUCCUGCAUCUAAUAGGAAUACUAUAGUAUUUAGGGAAAAUUUGGCAGAAUUUGAUGUUGAAAUCCCUGAAGAAAACCUAGUAUGAUAUGUUAAGUAUCUUUGAAAGUGACUAAAUAAAUUCUAUUCUAAGCUGAUUUUGUUGGAUGUAGAAUGGUAACUGACUAAUUAUACUUCCUGAGAACAUGAAUCAGCUAUCUAGAAUUGCCAUCGCUCCAUGGUUUUAUGUGCAGUUAAAUUAGGGCACAGAUAGUCUUAGCUGUGACUAUCAAGACAUAACACUGCUCUCACUCUUUCUAUAUAGUUGCAUAUCUAAUUUUUCAGUCAUGUUAAUGUUCUUGUGAGUUCUUGUGUCAGUAUUACGUCUCAUCUGUGUACCUGAGUUCAAUACUGUGUUGUUUUGACUCAUAUAACCAGUAAAGCAGCUUCUGCCAGUGGAAUUUAGUCAAUAACCAUUGAUGACAGAAGGUCCAGAACAGAACCUGUCUUACUUUUCCAAUGAGUAUUAACUCCUGCAACACUGUCAAUUAGGCCAGUUCUGCACUUGGAAUUGAACCAAUGCAUCUAUUAAUGAUUCAUACACAGAAUCCAGCUAAUUUUCAGCUAUAGUGGCUCUGGCUGCAUAGGGGAACAAAAAACAAACAAACAAAAACCAUAAAACCAAAAAACCCACCCCAAAACAAAAACAAAAAACCCCCAAACCAACCAAACAAACAAAAAACCCCACCAAAAACAAAACAAAAAAGGGUUUUUUUUGCCCCUGUAGUCUUAAUAAAUGUGGGUUUAAAUAUGCACAAUGAAUUGAUCUGAUAAAAAAUAGGGUUUUUUUAAACUUGCAUCAAUUACUCUAAUGAUACAUCUCACCUAUGUGUUUCUUGUUAUUAACAUGGAGUGAAAGGUGAAGUAAAGAAUACUGAUUAUCAGAAUACUGAUUUCCAGAUCUUUGACCCAAUUUAUGUAACUGUUUGUGAAAAUGUUUUUUAUUUUUAGCAUUAGCUGUAAAUGCUAUUUUCUUUCCAUGAUGUAAAAAUAUGUGCAUUAAAAAAACUUGUAAAUGGGUGUGCAUAUAUACAUACAUAUAUUUUUAUUUAUAAAUGUGUACAGGAUGCUAAAAAAAGCCCAAGAGAGGCCAUGUAGAGAAACAGGGCAAAAACAUGAGUGUGGUAGGAAAAAUGAUUUAUCACAGAGACCUAGGGGUCUGCUUGAAGAUGGCAAGAUGCCAGUCAGGUUUGCAUUUGUGCUGCUUGUGUAUUCAUGGCACUUACACAUUAAACAUGCCUUUAAAGAGACUUUUAUUUCGGUUGUGUAAGUGCUUGUGGAACAAGGUGUUCCAGGAUGCGGUGAGCUUUUUCAUAAUCUGGCCCUUUUGCUUGCUUUUCUGUGGGUAUGAGAAGGUAGAGGGGCAAACAUAGGAUGGAUGGAUUCCUUUCUUCUCUGAAGAGAAAGGAACCGUCCCCUUUUCAUACCUCUGAAGAAGGAAGGUCCUGUGCACCGUAUUUUGGAAAAGGGAGGCCUCGUGUGGUCAGGCGUGGGAACAGCCCUGGAGGGAUCCCAGCCGCAGGCACUCCCUCCUUCAGCUGAACCACGACCAUGAACAUGGACAGCGGCGUGGUAUUCAUCAGAAAAUCAUAGAAUGGCCUAGCGUGGAAGGGACCUUAAUGACCAUCCACUUCUGACACCCCUGCCAUGGGCAGGAACACCUUCCACUAGACCAGGUUGCUCAGAGCCACUUCCAACCUGGCCCUGAACAUUUCUCAGGAUGGGGAGACCAUGGCUCCUCUGGGCAACCUGUUCCAGUGCCUCAGCACCCUCACAGUAAAGAAUCUCUUCCUAAUAGCUAAUCUAAACCUACUCUCUUUCAGUCUGAAGCCAUUCCCCCUUGUCCUGUCACUACAUGCUCUUGUAAAAAGUCCCUGUUAGUCUUUCCUGUAGGCUCCCUUCAAAUAUUGAAGGCCACAGUUUGGUAACCUGUAAGCUUUCUUUUUUCCAGGGUGAAAAAUCCCAAUCCUCCUAGCCUUUCCUCACAGGAGAGGUGCUCCAUCCCCCUAAUCAUCUGGUCUUCUGGACCUGCUCCAACAAGUCAAUGUCCUUUCUGUAUUUCAUAGCAAUAUGGAUGAGCAGGUUAGGAAGAAGAAACAUCUGUAUGUGAUUGCAGCUGCUCUGUCUGAACAAGUCUGCAAUGCUGUUCUCACUGGUCCUUCUUGCUUUAUUGUGUUACAAGAUACAUAUGUUUCCUUGCCUUUCUAGACAUCUAAACCAGGUAACAAAAUAUAACUCAAACACAAAAUCCAUGUAUGAUAUUUAAUUAGCUGUACCAAGAGAAACGGAGUAGUGGUCUAUGUGGUAAUUGACAAAAUGACAACAUUUUGAUUUAAAGGCAAAAGUAAGGAAAAAAAGCAGAACAGAAACCUGAAAGAGUGCCUAGAUCAUGUAAAUUAAAAAAAAAAACAAAAAAACACACAACCAGUUCCCAGUUCUUUCCCUUGAGUUACUGUAAGAUCUAGCUGUGAGGAACAGCUGUACAGCAGCCUAGCCAGGGACCUGUGAGAAUAUCCAUGUAUUGGUGAGUCACAAGUUAAAGCCCUUGUGCAUGAGAUCAUAUUCCAGCACUCUUACCUUAGACAUGUAUCUUAAAGAGAAGUAAAUCCAGCUGUAAUGGUAUCAACUGCAUUCUUGUUUUCAGUUCUAAGCACGUUCUCCAACUUUUUGAAGAAUAACCAUUAAAUUCCCCCAAAUGUGGGAUUUACCAUCAGUAACACUGAUUGCUGUCAGCUGGGAUUGGUGAGAAGCCUCUCAUCAUGCAUGACUUUCUGGAGAGAUUAUUUUGACUUGUGACUCUGGCAGGGAGUGGUCUCUGAGGAGAGCAUGGGGCUGCCCUUGUGCCCACUCCCAUGACCAGUACAGGGCUGGAAGCUGCCUUUUGUUUGUUACCUUUUUAUUUAUGAGAUUUGUCCAUUACUUUGUCUCAGUGACUUAAAUCUGUUCCCUUGCUUAACAUUAGUCAAAAUUUCCCUUAAAUGUUCUUGUUAUUGGGAUACAGCUCUCAAUAUACUACGUUCAGGUGUUUCAGAUACUGGUCGUGGGGUCCAUCUGUUACAUAAAAAUGGCAUUUAGGACUGGGUUAUCAGGCUUACUUGAAGGUAGUAGCCUUUACCGGGACUUGAGAGUCAGAAUGAAGAGAACAAUACUCUGGGCUCUGUAAUCUCACAUUGUAAUUUUAGUUUGUUAAAAUCUGCCUGCUGUUGCUGAGACCAUCUAAUGUACUAUCAGCAAUUGCAUCUUCUAAACUACCUCCAGUGUAAGAUACAGAGGAGGCAUUUCCUGAUGAUGUUAGCCAUUGUUUUUUAUCAAAUGCUUUUCAGAAAGGACCUUGAUUCACACAGGGAAAAUGAAAAGCACCCUGCAAAACUGUUAGAUUUUCUAAUUCUGUCUAGAAAAAAAAUGAUUAAGAAACUUGCUCUCUUGAGAUUGAAAGAACACAUCUGGAGGCAAACGACGUUAUUCGAAAGCUUUGUUCCUUCUUGCUGACUCAUUCUGUAAUAGAGGAUCUAUGCCCACAAGGUCCAAUUCAGGAUGACUUGUGGUAUUUUUCUUUUUUCCCCCAAGAGCGUGUUGCCGAUGUCCCUGAAAUUCAUAUUGGAAGCAGUGGUUAAAAAACAAAAUAAAACAAAACAAACCCAAAUAAAUAUAAAAGGCUAAAUCCUGCCAUGUGACCUUCCCUACUUGCGCAUCCAUCUUCCUGCGCUUCCUUAGGGAAUGCUGCAGAGGGCUUUGCAGGCGGUGUCCCCUUCGGAAGGGCUGUCCUCCGAGCAGUGAGGGUGAGGGGAAGACGGGGCUGUCCCCCGCAUCCCCCUCGGGUAAUUUCCAAGAGCGGAGCGGCGCGGGGCGGGCACGGCCGCCGCUCCGCGCCCGGCGCUGCGGACAGGGCCGAGCCGGGCCGAGCCGAGCCGAGCCGAGCCGAGCCGGGCAUGGCGCCGCUGGUGCUGUACCACUGGACGCAGUCCUUCUCCUCGCAGAAGGUGCGGCUGGCAAUCGCCGAGAAGGCGCUGAAGUGCGAGGAGCACGAUGUGAACCUGCCGCUGAGCGAGCACAACGAGCCGUGGUUCAUGCGCUUGAGUUCCUCUGGAGAAGUACCCGUCCUGAUCCAUGGGGAAAACAUAAUUUGUGAGGCAACGCAGAUUAUCGAUUACCUUGAAGCGACGUUUGUAGAUGAGGAAGUGCCAAGAUUAAUGCCAGAAGAAGGGAGCAUGUAUUAUCCAAGGGUGCAACACUACAGAGAGCUUUUAGACUCCUUGCCUAUGGAUGCCUACACACAUGGCUGCAUCCUGCACCCCGAGUUAACAGUGGACUCCAUGAUUCCAGCCUAUGCUACCAGCAGAAUCCGUAGCCAAAUAAGUAACACAGAAUCAGAAUUGAAGAAGCUUGCAGAAGAAAAUCCAGACCUUCAAGAUGCCUAUAUAGCUAAACAGAAGCGCCUUAAGUCUAAACUGCUGGAUCAUGAUAAUAUAAAAUACCUAAAGAAAAUACUGGAUGAACUGGAAAAAGUUUUAGAUCAGGUUGAGACUGAACUGCAGCGGCGAAAUGAGGAAACACCAGAAGAUGGAAAUCAGCCUUGGCUCUGUGGUGAUUUCUUCAGUCUGGCAGAUGUGUCACUUGCUGUCACAUUACAUCGCCUGAAGUUCCUGGGAUUAGCAAGAAGAAACUGGGGAAACGGAAAGCGGCCCAACUUGGAAGCUUAUUAUGAGCGUGUCGUGAAGAGAAAAGCAUUUUACAAAGUUUUGGGACAUGUCAACAAUAUAUUAAUCUCGGCUGUCCUGCCAACAGCAUUCCGUGUGGCCAAGAAAAGGGCUCCCAGGGUCCUUGGCACCACCCUGCUGGUCAGCAUGCUGGCAGGGGUGGGAUAUCUCGCUUUCCUGUGUCUUCGGAAGAGAUUUGCCAACAUGGUGCUAUCGAUUAGAACCAGGCAAAAUUAUUUUUAGACCUUGUCUAUCCCUGGUGGUGAGUGAAGGGCGUCUCUACCCCCCAGGAAAAUAUCUUAAAUACAAUAUAAACGUUGAAGAGUGAUUAUGUCUGUGAAUUAGAACGUUGUCACAGAGUAAUCAUUUCCUGCUGCUGUAUAAUUGGGUUGGCAACGCUGAGAUAUUUUUCAAAAAUAUGUGUUGGGGGGAUGACAAAGGAAAGAAGAGACUUUCUUUUUAGCCAAGGGCCUAUAACUGUGACAGUGCUUUGUUAAAGUGGUUACUGUCUCCUUUACCCAGUAGCUGACCUAAUUAAAAUACUUUUAUUUAUUAGAUAUGCAGCAAUGUGACAGCUUUUCACUGUAGAUGAAACGUAUUAUUGUGCAGAAACCAGCAUUGUUACAACACUGAAAAUAGCUCUUACUGUAAAUGUUUAGAGUAAGAUUUAAUUGGAACAUUGUGCCUGUUGUGUACAGGAGCAAGUUUCUCUGUACUGAUAGUUGUCUGUUCAUUUGCAAUUGGACCUUUGGGAAUGUGUUAAAAAGUAAUCUUGUGAAGCCUCUUUUGUCAGUGUAUGUUCAUGCAGCAGUACAGGAGAAGACCUGAAACAGGUAAGAACAUUAGUGAUUUAUUUGUGUACCACACAAGUGAAAUUCUCCAGAGGCAUCACUGGGCAACAGAUACUAGAACUUUGUUUAAAUACAAAUAGGAGCGAAACACCUGACAUUUGUUUUUUGAAAGUCUUUUGGGCUCAGCCACAAUCUCUGGCAGAAUGAACUCAAACCUUCUUGGUGCACAUUUGCUGCUUUUGUUGGGGUGGCUUGAUACAGUUGCCUCCAUAUGAGUGUCCCUGUACCCUUUUGUCUUUCACUCUGAGCACUGGCUACUUUUUGCACACUUCUUGGCAACAUUAUCAAUUGCACGUGUCUCUAUAAAAUGCUUGCCCACAGCGUGCCACAGCCGACUAGGGAACACAUGCAGAGCAAUGCCUUUUUGUAUAAGUAAUUUUAAAAAGUUCACUAUCUAUCAGUCUGGUUAGGUAGCCUAGAUUGAAGGUAAAGCUGAAAUUUAGCAAUCAUUAAGCAGAUGAUACCUGUGUUUACUUAUGUAUUGGGGUUGUGUUGAUGGUAAGUGAAAAAUACAGUAAGUUUGGAGACAAUUUGCACUGCUGAUUUUUUGCAAAACUGCACUCUUGUAGCAUGGGGGAAAGGUGUAGAAAAACAUUUUGAUUACUUCCUACAACUCAAGAGAUGCUAAUAAAACAGUGAGUUUUAUUAGUUUUAGCUAAUUAAUAAUUAGCCCCUGUUUCAACAAGAAAUGUAUGUUUACCUGAAAGUAGACUUUAAAUCAUUUUGCAGCAAAAAAAGCAUUUGGGAAGGGCUGAAAAUUCUCAUGACAGUUUUGUAAGACUUUUGUAUGCUUGAUGAAUGUUUGAAAGCCUCAGAGUUUUGUUUACAAGUUGUACAUAGCUGCAACAAAUAAAGCAUAGCUUUAAGUGUUUACCUAUCAACAAUCAGUGCUAACAGGCCUCAGUACAUUUUACAUCCAGUGCUGGUGGCUGUGGUCUUUCUGCACAAUUGCAUUUAAGUGCCAAGAAGAUCAUCUCAAGUUUGCGGGAGAGAACCGAGGCAGUUUCUGUCUAGGCAGUCUCACCAUCUAACACAUACAAAUAUGGAUAAAAUUAUUGGAUAUGUCUGCUUAUUAUUCAAUAUUGUGCUAGUUGUCUAGCAAAAUAAGACCUAAAUCUCAUUACUCAUUUUCAGUAAUAAAAACCAUCUUACCUAGGAAAAAAUGUGCUUUUUUAUUUGUCAAAAAGACAGUUUUAUAUAAUUCUAUUUCAUGAUCCAGUGGUUCUCAAGAACUUGUUGAAUUAAAUAUGCUCUAUUUAGAAAAGCUUCAUUAUCUCUAGAAUGGGUUUAAUCCAACAAUACUAUUAAUGUACUGGCAGGUUUAACUGAGUUUGUUGUUUGUGUGCUUCAGUUCAUCUGCAUUUACUUGGAGCUAUCAAAUUCCACUAAGUUAAUAAACUCAGAGUAAGACCUGUAACUUUAUGCUUUCCUGGCAUGUAUUUCUGUCAGACCACCUGUAAAAUGUAAUUUGAUCAAGUCACAGCAAAAUUAAAUAUAUAGGACUUAGCCUUCUUUAGAGUGAAGUGACCACCAGAUGUCAGUGGUCCUCCAGGACUCUGCUCUAGCGUGCCUCUGAGGCAGGAAAACACUACUUUUCAGAGAAAAAGUUUGUGAUCUAAGCAUGAGAGGGUUGUGAGCACCCUCAUCACACCAGCAGUCUCUCCAGAGCUCUGGAAACAACUCCAUGGUUCUACCACAGGUUUGUUCUCUGACACCUGCCACUUAUGCUUAUUUCUAUACUGGGUAAAUGAGAGGCCAAAGUUGAAAUAAUAUUUCACAUGAAAAUGAAUGUUACUGAACAACAAACAAUUGCAAGUGCCACCAGCAAGGAUGAGUGUGGAUAAAAUUUUACUGUGGAAAAGUUUGGAUCCCUGGUUUGAUUCAUGUCUGUUAGUUCAACUGUUUGGUAUCCUACUUAGUUUCAUUGUCCUGAAGUACUUUGUACAUUGAUUUCUGUACAGGUGGCAGUAAAAGGCUUAUCCAUGAUUAAAUUCCUCAAAAUAGGAUGAGAUUUAGAAGAACAUAUGCUGCAUUUGGCUCUUUGUGCAGGGCAGCUUUCGUGCUUGUAAAGGUUUUUUCCAGCCUGGCUUAUUUUCUUUCUGCUAGCUCUGUAUACUGUAUUUUGAGUGGGUACAGAAGCAAAAUUCUAGUUUUCAUUUAAUAUUUUCUCUCACAUCAUGCAUCAGAUAUAUUUCAUAUCUUUAUGUGGGACCCGCACAAUAAACAUUGAUUCUAAGACCA